This is a messenger RNA of Colletotrichum higginsianum IMI 349063, 2088 nucleotides long. RefSeq lists its product as uncharacterized. NCBI's taxonomy places the organism in Eukaryota, Fungi, Ascomycota, Sordariomycetes, Glomerellales, Glomerellaceae. The coding region runs from base 1 to 2088 and encodes 695 amino acids. The transcript is spliced from 2 exons. The record is from RefSeq and is a predicted model, not a curated record.
AUGGCACAAACACAAUCGACCCCGCGCAUUGCUCGCGUGCCGUACACGCUGCAGACGGCGCCGAUGGAUUCGAAGGCGGUCUUCGAGGCGAUGCCCACCCCACUCAAUAGGCCACGGAAGCUUUCCCAGGCGUCUACCAUCACCGUCACGAGCGUCAACAGCGCGAGAGAGAGCUUUGAGACGCGGUCCCGGAGUUCUUCAUACAGCAGCAACAGGACGAGCAUCGAUUCGAGGGAUUCCAGCAUGUGGAGGCCCGAGUACAUGUAUCAACGACCGAGUCAGACGACCAUGUUUAGGAAGAAGGCAAAGCCUGGGGAGAUCUUUGCGAAGCUGCCGGGCGAAGUCCUCGAGCUGAUUUUGGACGAACUCAAGAAGGCGCAUCUGGAUAAGGGCAGCCAAAGCUGUGCGACCUGUUGGAUGCGGGAUCUAUCUUCGGUCAGCCUGACAGCCAGGAAAUGGUGCAAGUUCGCACGAGUGGCUUUGUAUGAGGACAUCCAGCUUGUGGGAGCCGACUCGGCGUCCCAGAAGAAGCGACACAAGCUCACCUUUGGCACGCGGAUGAUGCUCCUUAGGCGGACCCUGAGAGCAAAUCCGCAUCUCGCUGGCAUCGUCCACACCCUGAAGGUCCCCAGCCCCCCUACCGGGAUCGCGUUGGAGGAUUAUCACAAUCAGGUGGCGGCGCUGAUCAUGGCCUGUCCCAAUUUCGAGCGUCUCAUCGGCCUCCACCCCCAGUAUAACCAUUCGUUCAACAAGCUCACUCACGCGUUGUCAACGCGCAAGCGACUCAAGCAUAUGGACUGGAUCGUCGAACCCUCCCCGUUUCAGAGACAGCACCGGUUCAAGACGAGCUCGGGCGGCAAGGCUGCAGCGUUUGCUCAGCCGGCUCGCGAUUAUUCGGUGACUCCCGGAGAUCUGCAGCCGCACCAGAGUGCGACCUUCCUCGAUUUCCACGUCGACUGGGCUCACCUCACGACGCUGACGAUCCAUUGCCUGCCCGGCGCGACACUGACCCCAGACAACCUCAUCAGCUCGGCGUUAAUGCACCUGACGUCCCUGCAGCACCUGUUCCUGUCGCGGAUACCGGUGACAUCCUUCAACGACGGCACCCUGCUCUCGCUCCCCCCCUUGCGUACGCUUUCUCUCACACACGUACCGGGUGUCACCAGCAGCGGUAUCUCGGCCUUGGCCACCCUGCCGACGAGCCAGGCCAUUCAGAGACUGACUCUGCGCCACACCAACCUCGAAUCCCUGCCCGCCCUGGCCCGCAUCUUCUCUAACUUCACCUAUCUCGAGGCCUUCACUCUCGUCCAGAGCUUCGCACCCACGCUCCCCGAGGACACUUUUAUCUGGCUUAUGCCAUACCUUGCUUCGACCUCCCUCCGCAAACUCCACUGGGAUAUCACGAGCAACACGGCCAACGCCAACGCCGCCGAUUCCAUCCUCGCGCGCAGCAUCGCCGCUGGCGGUUUCCCCUCGCUCCGGAGUCUGCGCACCCCCAACGACCCGGAAGGCAUCUUCCAGGCCCUCUGUCGGCCACAGGAGAGGGCCGACAGCGCCAAUGACCGAUUCCGCGGGCCCAAUGGCCCCGCCAGGAGCUCCUCGUUCCCCGCACCCCCGAACGGCAACAGCCCCGGGUCGCCGACGAAGCAGUCCCGCUCACCGACGGCACCAGCCUCGCCGACGUCGAUGGCGACAGCCGAGAUGUACCGAGAGUGCGGCAACCUCCAUCAUGCGCGGCUCGCGGCACAGGCGCGGCUCGAGGCGGCGCGCGCGCUCCCGCGGUUCUUUGUCAACGUCAUCGACGAGGACGGCACGGUGCUCGAGAAACACGGGCUCGCCGGGUUCAUAGGCACGGCAGAGAGCCGCAUCACGUACAACCUGUGGCCCGACGCGGGUGCGAGGGAUGAGCGCGGGGGCCUGGUCGAGAUGGCGGACCUGAUGGCGAGCAACGGUGAGGACGUGGCGGCGAGCGGGAGAGAAGGUUGUCAGGGCCGGUGGAACGCGUCGCCGACUCUGCCGGAUAAGAAGGACAAGGAGAGGUGGUGGCACACCGAGAGGGGACGGUGGUACCAGCCUGAACUGGCAUGA